GACAAAACAAUUGUAAAUAAUGAAGACUGUAGCAGCUGGCGAAGCUCCAGUGGAUUCAGCACCUUAUAAAUAAACCCUGGGGGGGGGAAUCAUGGAUGCAAGGCUGACAGCACCUAAACCUCAAAUCAGCUGACCUUACAAUUCAUGCUCUCUGACCUGAGUGACAGCAUCAGCACUAACGCUCCAUGGCCGUGGUGAAAGUGUUCACACUUCUGAACCUGGUGAAGGCUGGAUGAUAAUCUGGACUGGCUGGGUCUCACUGUGCUCCAUAUAGCAGCUCUUCAUGGACACCUGGACUGUAUGGAGGUGCUUCUGGAGGCUAGAGAUUACAUGGACGUGAAUGCUAGUUGUCCUCAUGGACGCAGACCUCUACACAUGGUGCUGGCUGAUCAGAGUAAACCCAACUCGCACACCUGCCUCAAUUACCUGCUUGAACAUGGAGCCCAGCCCAAUGUCACAACAGACAAAGGCUUAACCCCACUGCAUUUGGCUGCAACAGAAGGCCUGAGAGAUUGUACGGAGACACUAGUAAGAAUUGGAGCAGACACAACUGCUCGAGACAUAAGAGGUCACACGCCCCUUGACCUUGCUCGUAUAUGGGGCCACAGGGCGAUUGCCAGGUUUCUAAGAGAUGCCAUGUGGCAAAAAGACAAACAGCAGGAAAUGGAGAAACGCAAACAGCUACAUAAUCUCAGGCAGGACCUGGUCAUGAUGCACACAAUGGCAAAAAUAAGAGAAAAGAUGGCCAGCAUCACUGUUAAUAAACAAAGGCUUUCAGAAUGGGCAAAGAGGAAGGGCUGUACUCUUGAAUGGGCUCCCAUGAACGUCAAGCAAAGAUCCAGACAUCUCCACUGUCUGUCACAGACAGGGAAGCCAAAGAAUCUCAAAAAAUGCCACCCUGGCACCCCAAAAGAAAAGUGGAACAUCUCACCCAUUCCCUCCAAACCUCCUCCUGGUAGCAUUAGUCAAUCUCAGGGUGUGCGAAUGGGAACUCUUCCUGAUGAACUGCCACCUGAACCAGACUUGCGUAAUAGUGUGAUGCUUGGCUGCUGGAGGGAUGGUUGCCCUUACUACACAGCAUCAUGGGAUGGCACUCCACAGCCAGUGCCUGACCUGCCACUGGAUAUUCUCCUAAGAGGUUUAUUCCCAUUGGCAUUCCCAUCACGGCUUGAUUCUCCUCAUCACUUCAAGAGUUCCAGUGUGCUGGAUCUGCCACGUCUAGGCCGCUCCUCAAGACUGAAGUCCUCUCCCUGGACCGAGGUGGCAAUGCAUCUGGCGGAGGAGUUGCAGCCAGGACACUAUUAGAAAUUACAGAUCUGAGCCCGCUAUUGGCUGGAUAGAUCGAAGUAAGAUUUUCAAUAAGUGGCUGAAGAUUAAAAUAUAAAUAAGGCUGGAUUGGUGUUAUUGACUUUUACUUCUCUGUACUUUUGACGUUGUGCUAAAUAGAGAUGCCUCUGGGUAUGUUCAGUAUGGAAUAUUGCAUACUGUGGAGUAUAGUUUACUGCCUACUGCAUGCAUUUAAAAAAGUAUCACCCUAAUAUGUUGCAUUCAGUGAUUGGUGUUCAGUGAUCAUCUCAGAAAUAAAUUGGUUAUUUUG
Messenger RNA from Myxocyprinus asiaticus (Chinese sucker), 1597 nucleotides. It is a transcript of the gene ankrd53, whose product is annotated as ankyrin repeat domain 53. Lineage: Eukaryota; Metazoa; Chordata; Actinopteri; Cypriniformes; Catostomidae. The record is from RefSeq and is a predicted model, not a curated record. The transcript is spliced from 7 exons. Gene Ontology annotation, molecular function: protein binding. Gene Ontology annotation, biological process: regulation of mitotic spindle organization; mitotic metaphase chromosome alignment; positive regulation of microtubule polymerization. Gene Ontology annotation, cellular component: spindle pole. Bases 301 to 1305 code for a protein of 334 amino acids.